Messenger RNA from Naegleria gruberi, 2578 nucleotides. Its product is annotated as vacuolar proton translocating ATPase. The record is from RefSeq and is a predicted model, not a curated record. Gene Ontology annotation, biological process: proton transmembrane transport; vacuolar acidification. Lineage: Eukaryota; Heterolobosea; Eutetramitea; Acrasida; Naegleriidae. Gene Ontology annotation, molecular function: ATPase binding; proton-transporting ATPase activity, rotational mechanism. Gene Ontology annotation, cellular component: vacuolar proton-transporting V-type ATPase complex; vacuolar proton-transporting V-type ATPase, V0 domain. The transcript has a single exon. Bases 11 to 2539 code for a protein of 842 amino acids.
AAACAACAAUAUGGCUACUUCCCAUCUUAUCGCGGGAACAAAAGGCUCAUCAAUGUGGCGUAGCGAGAACAUGGUCCUUCUCGAAAUGACCAUGCAACGUGAAGCUGCUCACCAAACUGUUGAACGUUUGGGUGAAUUGGGCUAUGUCGAAUUUAAAGAUUUGUCUUCCCAUUUGAACGCUUUCCAAAGACAAUUCGCUAACGAAGUCAAGCGUUGCGAAGAAUUGGACAGAAUUAUUCGUUUCUUUGAAGACCAAAUUGAAAAGUCUGAAGUUAAAUUCUCUGAAGGAGCCGAUUUUAAUGAUGAAGAAACUAAUGAAUACGGCAAUGUUUUGGACAGUUUUGAAAGAGACUUUUCUCAACAUGAAAAGGAACUCCGUGAUUUGUCUGGAAAUUUGGAUCAAAUGGUUGCUGAAAAGAACAAGGCUGAAGAAUAUAGCUAUGUCCUCAACUUGGCCGCCCAAUUUUUCAAGGGUGACGAAGAAAGUUACUCUGGUGAUAGCGAAAGUGGUUUGAUGGUUUCUAGAGGUUCUUCCCUUGGUUAUUUGACUGGUGUCAUUCCACGUGAAAAGAUUUCCACCUUCUUGAUGUUGAUUUAUCGUAGUACUCGUGGUAACGUUGUACCAAGAAUGGUUGAAAUUCCAACUCCACUUUUUGAUGCCAAGAGUGGUAAAUCUAUUGAAAAGAGUGUUUUCACUGUUUUCUUUGGUGCCUCCUCUGCAAAGGAAAAGGUCAAGAAGGUCUGUGAAGCUUUGGGUGCUUCUAUUCACGAUUUCCCAGAAGAUGAUGUUGCUGGUGCUCAAAGAUCUGUUCAACAAAAGAUUAACGAAUUAGAUACUACUAUUGAAAGCUCAAAGCUUCGUGUUGUUGAUAUUUUGAGUAAGAUUUCUGUCAACCUCCCAAGAUGGAAGGAAAGAGUCCACAAGGAAAAGGCUAUUUUCCACACACUCAAUCUUUUCAACUAUGACAUUAAGGGUUCAGUUGUUGCUGUUGGUUGGGCUGCUGAAAAGAACUUUGAAAAUGUCAAGAGAGAAAUGGAAGAAGCUAGACUUGCUUCCAAUGCUCAAGUUCCAUCCAUUUGUGAUAUUGUACAACCUACUGAAACUCCUCCAACUUACUUUGAAACCAACAAGUUUACUGACGUUUUCCAACAAAUUGUCAACUCAUAUGGUAUUCCAGAUUACAAGGAAAUGAACCCUGCUGUUGCUGCUGUCAUUCUUUUCCCUUUCCUCUUCGCUGUUAUGUUUGGUGACUUUGGUCACGGUAUUCUCUUGGCUGCUGCUGCCAUUGCUAUGGUUGUCUUUGAAAAGAAGUUGAAGCCAAUCGCUGAAAACAGUGAAUUGCUUGCCAUGGUCUUCCAAGGUAGAUAUAUUUUAGUGUUGAUGGGCUUGUUCUCUAUUUAUACUGGUUUCCUCUACAAUGACGGUUUAGGUUUGGCUGUCGAUAUUUUCCCAUCUGCUUAUGAAUUCAACUCUGAACACGUUGGUGAAAAGAUUGGUAGAACUUAUCCAUUUGGUGUUGAUCCAGCUUGGUUCCAUACCUCAAACAAGUUGUUGUUCUAUAACUCUAUUAAGAUGAAGAUGUCCGUCAUUUUCGGUGUCGGUCACAUGAGUAUUGGUCUCUUCUUUGCUUUGGCUAACAUGAUUCAAUUCGGCCACUUUUUGGAUAUCUUUGUUGAAUUCAUUCCUGAAGUCCUCAUUUUGUGGUGUACUUUCGGUUAUAUGUGUGUUUUGAUCGUCUACAAGUGGUGUGUUAACUGGGGUGAUGAAGUUCACAGCGGUAAAUUUGAUCCUCCUCAAAUCUUGCCAAUGAUGACUGAUUAUUUCUUGAGUCCUUGGAAGAUGUCUCAACCUCCAAUGUUCUACUAUGGUGGUGACGUUGCUGAAGCUCAAGCUAGACAAUCUUAUGCUCAAAUGGCUUUAUUGCUUAUUACUGCUAUCUCAGUUCCAAUUCUCUUGAUUCCAAAGCCAAUUGCUGAAUACCUCAAACAAAAGAGAAAGUUCAAGCACCGUAAGGUUGAUGAUGCUGAAGUUGUCAAUUCUAACAGUGAUGAAUCCCACCACGUUGCUAUUUUGGAUGGUACUGAUGGUCACGAUAACGUUGCUCAUACUCAUGGUGAAGGUCAUGCUGAAAUGGAACCAUUCUCUGAAUUGUUCAUUAAGCAACUUAUUCACACUAUUGAAUAUGUUUUGGGUACUGUUUCUAACACUGCCUCAUACUUGCGUUUGUGGGCCUUGUCACUUGCUCACGCUCAGCUUGCUGAAGUCUUUUGGCAAAUGACCAUUGGUCUCAUUCUUAACCAACUUGAAAGCAUGCCAGAAGUUGAAACUGCCGUUGUACACAGUGGUGUUGGUGUUUUCUUUGUUUUCGCUCUCUGGUUCGGUAUGACCAUUGGUGUCUUGCUUGUCAUGGAAUCUUUGUCUGCUUUCUUGCACGCUUUGAGAUUGACUUGGGUCGAAUUCCAAAACAAGUUCUUCAAGGGUACUGGUUCUCUCUUCCGUCCAUUCAGCUUUGAAACCUUUGGUAAGAACGAUGAUUAAAUUAUAAAUCCUAAAUAAAUUAUUUAAAACUUUUAUUAA